Molecule: messenger RNA, 1109 nt
Organism: Aspergillus caelatus
Lineage: Eukaryota; Fungi; Ascomycota; Eurotiomycetes; Eurotiales; Aspergillaceae
Exons: 2
Coding region: 164-952 (262 amino acids)
Source: RefSeq, a predicted model, not a curated record
GUUCACUAACUUUCUUUCUGACAGCAAUUGGCCAUUCUCGACUCCUCGGUUUCUGAGUUUGUGCUACCUAUUAAACCCGCUAACUAAAUCAACCGUACUGGUGAUCAGCUACCUACUACCAACAUAGCACAUCGUACAGCAUUUAACCUACACAUAAAGCACAAUGACAAGUCGCCAACCCCUUCGCGGCUCCUGCCAUUGUGGGCGCAAUCAAUACGUUAUACAGCUCCCAGAGGAUGUCUCCGAGCGCGCAGAGAUCUACUUUGACAGUAGUCGGGAUAGCCGAAGAAUCCACGGAACGCCUCUUACGGCAUGGCUUCGAGUUCCUCUGGACUGGUACCAGUCUCAUACCGAAUCGUACUUUGACGACGAAUCGCGCGCCACAAUCCGGCGCACCUUCUCCCCCGCUCACGCCCCGCAUACACAGCAUGCUUUCUGCGGAUUUUGCGGAACACCUCUCUCAUAUUGGACUGAUAUCCCCAGCGAUGAGGCGAACUACAUGUCGGUGACAAUUGGGAGUCUCUCGGGGGAUGAUCAACGAUUGCUGGACUACUUGGGUCUUCUUUCGGAAGACGAAGAUGGAGAAGUGGAAGCUGAAGGUAGCCGGGGAGACCGGUCGACUGAUAUUCCACUUCACACAACGCAAGCACCCUUGUCGCCGUCUUCUACUAUCAUACCUUCUUCAAGUGGCACAAUGGGCGUCUCUAAGACCUAUAGACAAGGCACGGUAGCUGGGAUCCCGUGGUUUGAAGAGAUGAUCGAGGGUAGUCGAUUGGGCCGCAUGAUGAAGUCUAGACGUGGGUUCGGUGUCAGUGAUGAUCAUUCAACAACGAUACAAUGGGAGGUUAGCGAAUGGACGCACGAUGGGUCAGAGGGAGCUCAAUCUAGUUCGUCCUCCGUGAAGAGGAAGCGUGGGCAGCAUACCAGUGUAGAGGAAAGUGGAUCCCCGUAAGGAUUAGAAAGGUAAAAGCAACAAAACACUAUGGUUUAAUAAUACAGUUAUCAUGAUUUAUUCUUUUGGCUCUAGGUUGUUGUUAUAUAGCCAAGAAGUCAUGGUACAUAUCUUAGUUACUGGGCCAAGAAUUUAGCUGUUGCUAACUCUACAGCGA